Messenger RNA from Nannospalax galili (Upper Galilee mountains blind mole rat), 1009 nucleotides. RefSeq names its product peroxiredoxin 4 (gene Prdx4). NCBI's taxonomy places the organism in Eukaryota, Metazoa, Chordata, Mammalia, Rodentia, Spalacidae. The transcript is spliced from 8 exons. The record is from RefSeq and is a predicted model, not a curated record. Gene Ontology annotation, cellular component: cytosol; endoplasmic reticulum. Gene Ontology annotation, biological process: cellular response to stress; response to oxidative stress; hydrogen peroxide catabolic process. The coding region runs from base 84 to 902 and encodes 272 amino acids. Gene Ontology annotation, molecular function: thioredoxin peroxidase activity.
GCGGUUCUAGCUGCCUGGCGGCGGGAGACGCGGUGCUUUCUGUGAGGGUGCUGUGAGGGACGUGUUUUCCCGCUGGUCUGGUCAUGGAGGCGCCGCCGAAGCUACUGGACGCGACGACUCCGGCUCCUCGCUGGGUCCGAAAACUGCUCCCGCUGCUCCUGGUCUUGCUGCUGCCCGGGAACGGAGCUCUGCAAGGCUUGGAGGCUGAAGAACGGUUCCGGAGCCGCGACAAUGAAUGCCACUUCUACGCUGGUGGACAGGUGUACCCCGGAGAGGUGUCCCGGGUGUCGGUCGCAGAUCACUCCCUGCACCUAAGCAAAGCCAAGAUUUCCAAGCCAGCGCCUUAUUGGGAAGGAACAGCUGUGAUAAAUGGAGAAUUUAAGGAACUCAAAUUGACUGACUAUCGUGGGAAAUACUUGGUUUUUUUCUUCUACCCACUUGAUUUCACAUUUGUGUGUCCAACUGAAAUCAUCGCUUUUGGUGAUAGAAUUGAAGAAUUCAGAUCUAUAAAUACUGAAGUGGUGGCAUGUUCUGUUGAUUCUCAGUUUACCCAUUUGGCCUGGAUUAAUACCCCUAGAAGACAGGGAGGACUGGGGCCAAUAAGAAUUCCACUUCUUUCAGACCUGAACCAUCAGAUCUCAAAGGACUACGGUGUAUACCUCGAGGACUCAGGCCACACGCUUAGAGGCCUCUUUAUUAUCGAUGACAAAGGAGUCCUAAGGCAGAUUACUCUGAAUGACCUUCCCGUGGGUAGAUCGGUGGAUGAGACACUGCGUUUGGUUCAAGCAUUCCAAUACACCGACAAGCAUGGAGAAGUCUGCCCUGCUGGCUGGAAACCUGGUAGUGAAACAAUCAAACCUGAAGGUACUAUGAAAGUCUGGUGGCCAAGAGAAGAGCUAUAAUCCCAGAUCCAGCUGGAAAACUGAAGUAUUUCGACAAACUGAACUGAAAAAUACUUUAGUGUUGAUGUUUGGACCUUUUCAAUAAAGGUCAUUGUGUUACUACCAUA